CUCAGUCCGCUCGACCUCCCCUCUGGGCCAAGAUGGCGGCUACUGUCAGGGCCAUCGGGAGCUGGACGCGCUUCACGGCCGCCGCCAAGUACUGCCCGGCCCGGUGCCGCCUCUCAGGUUAUGCCUGCCGACACCUCAGCACCUCCUCCCCUGUUAAAUCUAGGACCCAUGUUAACUAUGACGUCAAAGGAGAUGUGGCAGUUGUGCGUUUCAACUCUCCAAAUUCCAAGGUAAACACGCUGUCCAGGCAACUGCAAGCAGAAUUCACAGAAAUAAUGAAUGAAAUAUGGGUGAACGAUGCUAUCAACAGCGCAGUCCUCAUCUCGUCCAAGCCUGGCUGCUUCAUUGCUGGGGCAGACAUCAACAUGAUUGAGGACUGCAAGUCCGGCCAAGAAAUCACUCAGCUUUCUCAGGAAGGGCAGAAGAUGUUGGCGAACCUGGAGAAAUCCCCCAAGCCCAUUGUGGCUGCCAUCAGUGGCUCAUGCCUUGGUGGGGGGCUAGAGGUGGCCAUCGCUUGCCAUUACCGAAUAGCAACCAAGGACAAAAAGACCGUCCUGGGCACGCCAGAGGUGCUGCUGGGCUUGCUGCCGGGAGCAGGAGGCACGCAGAGGCUGCCGAAGAUGGUGGGGCUUCCUGCUGCCUUUGACAUGAUGCUGACCGGGCGAAAUAUCCGUGCUGACAAAGCGAAGAAGAUGGGCCUGGUGGACCAGCUGGUCGAUCCCCUAGGUCCGGGUAUCAAGAGCCCCCAGGAGCGAACGCUGGAAUACCUGGAAGAGGUGGCCGUCACUUUUGCCAGAGGACUAGCCAACAAGUCGAUUUCUCGGAAGAAGGACAAGGGGCUGAUUCAGAGGGUGAUGGAUUACGCCAUGACGAUUCCCUUCGUGCGGCAGCAGGUCUACAAAACGGUGGAGGGAAAAGUGCAGAAGCAAACGAAAGGGCUGUACCCAGCUCCCCUGGACAUCAUUGCGGUUGUGAAGACUGGCCUGGAGCAAGGCAAUGAAGCCGGCUACCUUCUUGAAUCCCAGAAAUUUGGGGAUCUCGGGAUGACGUCUGAAUCCAAGGCUCUGAUCGGGCUCUACCAUGGGCAGGUGCAGUGCAAGAAGAACAAGUUCGGGCAGCCGAAGCAGCCAGUCAAGACCCUUGCUAUCCUGGGUGCCGGCCUGAUGGGUGCAGGAAUUGCUCAGGUCUCUGUGGACAAAGGGCUGAAGACCAUCCUGAAAGACACGGCCCUGGAGGGCUUGAGCAGGGGGCAGCAGCAGGUCUACAAAGGCCUGAACGACAAAGUGAAGAAGAAGAAUUUGACUUCGUUCCAGAGGGAUACGAUCCUCAGCAACCUCACAGGGCAGCUGGACUACAAAGACUUUGGGAAAGCCGACAUGGUGAUCGAAGCCGUCUUUGAGGACAUCAGCAUCAAGCACAAAGUGCUGAAGGAGGUGGAGGCGAUGGUCCCUCCUCACUGUAUCUUCGCCAGCAACACCUCCGCCCUGCCCAUCAGUCAGAUCGCUGCAGCCAGCAAAAGGCCGGAUAAGGUGAUUGGGAUGCACUACUUUUCUCCCGUCGACAAGAUGCAGCUGCUAGAGGUCAUCACCACCGACAAAACGUCCCCGGACACGGCAGCCUCCGCUGUCGCCGUGGGCCUCCAGCAAGGGAAGGUCAUCAUUGUGGUGAAGGAUGGUCCGGGUUUCUACACAACCAGGUGUCUUGCGCCCAUGCUGGCCGAAAUCGUCCGAGUUCUCCAGGAAGGCUUUGACGCCAAAAAGGUGGACUCCCUUUCCACGGGCUUUGGCUUCCCUGUCGGGGCUGCCACCCUGAUCGACGAAGUGGGCGUCGAUGUCGCCACGCACGUUGCCGAGGAUCUGGGCAAAGCCUUCGGGGAGCGGUUCAAGGGCGGGAGCGUGGAGCUGAUGAAAGCCAUGGUGGACAAGGGCUUUCUGGGCCGAAAAGCCGGGAAGGGCUUCUACAUUUACCAGGAAGGGGUGAAGAACCGGAGCGUCAACACCGGCAUGGAUGAAAUCCUGGAGCGGUUCAGGGUGGAGGCCAAGCCAGAGGUCUCCACAGAGGAAGACGUCCAGAUGCGCUUGGUGUCCAGGUUUGUGAAUGAGGCCGUCCUGACCCUGCAGGAGGGCAUCCUCAGCAACCCCGUGGAGGGGGACAUCGGGGCCGUGUUCGGCCUGGGCUUCCCGCCCUGCUUGGGAGGUCCCUUCCGGUACGCCGACCACUACGGGGCCCAGCGGCUGGUGGACCGCAUGAGGAAGUACGAGGCCGUCUACGGGAGCCAGUUCACGCCGUGCCAGCUGCUGCUUGACCACGCCAAGGACUCCAGCCGGAAAUUCCACAAGUGAACUUGCCUGAAGUGCCGUCCACUGACCUGAAGGGGGAGCCCUUGCUCGUUCCCUGGGGGGCCACGGGUCUUCGCCCUUUAAGUGCCUUAGCCGCUCAGGCACUACCUCUCCCUGCCCCCCCCCUCCUCGGGCUGAAUGUGGGCUCCCCUCGACCAGGUGAUGCAAUCAGGGCUUUCUUGCCGCCCCGGGGCCAGCAGCAGCGCGAGGGCGAACUGCACGGUUUCUGGGCUUGGGCCAGGCCUGCAGCCCUCACUCACACGCACACAGUGCGACAAUAAAUCCCAGUGUCCUGUUCUGUA
Messenger RNA from Elgaria multicarinata webbii, 2641 nucleotides. RefSeq names its product hydroxyacyl-CoA dehydrogenase trifunctional multienzyme complex subunit alpha (gene HADHA). The record is from RefSeq and is a predicted model, not a curated record. The transcript is spliced from 20 exons. Gene Ontology annotation, molecular function: enoyl-CoA hydratase activity; NAD+ binding; (3S)-3-hydroxyacyl-CoA dehydrogenase (NAD+) activity. The coding region runs from base 33 to 2342 and encodes 769 amino acids. Gene Ontology annotation, cellular component: mitochondrial fatty acid beta-oxidation multienzyme complex; mitochondrion. Gene Ontology annotation, biological process: fatty acid beta-oxidation. Lineage: Eukaryota; Metazoa; Chordata; Lepidosauria; Squamata; Anguidae.